Messenger RNA from Malaya genurostris, 3851 nucleotides. It is a transcript of the gene bel, whose product is annotated as ATP-dependent RNA helicase bel. Gene Ontology annotation, molecular function: ATP binding; RNA helicase activity; RNA binding. The transcript is spliced from 3 exons. Gene Ontology annotation, biological process: gamete generation; cell differentiation. The record is from RefSeq and is a predicted model, not a curated record. The coding region runs from base 539 to 2962 and encodes 807 amino acids. Lineage: Eukaryota; Metazoa; Arthropoda; Insecta; Diptera; Culicidae. Gene Ontology annotation, cellular component: nucleus; P granule.
UAAUACCCGUUCCCUCUGGAGAAAACUCCGAACAGUGCAAAAGUUGGACGAAUUCGUCAUUCGGUUAUUUCAAAGGAGAAAAUCGUGUUUCAAUAGUUUCGCUCGGAAACAAAAACGAUAUUAAUUUAUCGCAAAAGUGUUGCGCUUUGCGCGUGUGAUAUUUGCGCCACCCGGAAGUGGUUUAAGGCGGCUACUGGUCGCUGUGAAAAUUUGUUCAAUUUCGGAUUGCAAUCUCUUUUUUUCCCUGGUAGUGCGUGGAGUGUGUUGGAAGAAAGAAGAAGAUUCACAAGACAGCUGACAAGAAGAAAAAGAGAAGCGAGAAAAAACUGCACGACGGUGGUGUAAUCCAAGCCCCGUAAUAUAGCUAUCGCUUGGGGUCGAACUGUGUAGUUUCAGUGGAAUUCCAUCAUCGGUGUAACAGUGCCAUCGGCGCAUUUAAAGACAUCAAAUUGUAUAACGUUUUAUCGAAAAAUAAUUGAAUUCACAUCAGCCAAGUCGAACGGAAGAAGACAAAACCCAUACGAACGCUGGUAGUAAUAUGAGUAAUGCUAUUAACCAAAAUGGUACAGGUCUAGAGCAGCAGUUUGCUGGUCUGGACUUGCAGCAGCAGCAGCAGCUGAGCAAGCAAGAUUCUGGAAAUUUUAAAACUUCGGCUGCUCGUUACGUUCCACCCCAGCUGAGAAGCGGCCGUAGUGGUGGUGGUGGUGGAGGCGGUAGCGGUAGUGGCUCUGAGACUGAUCCAAAGCCUGCUGGUGUAGGCCGUGGAGGAUACGGUCGUGGAGACGAUUAUUCCGGGGGCUCAUCCAGAUAUCCGGACCGUGAUCGUGGUGAUUACUACAACAACCGUGGUGGGGAUUUCAACCGUCGCGGAGGCGGUGGUGGACGAUUCCAAAACGACCGAAGAGAUAAUUACAAUCGCGGCGGCGGCGGCGGCGGCAGUGGUGGUGGAUACAGUAACCGUGGCGGAGGCCAAGAACGUGCUCUUGAUCAACAGCAACCACCUCAAGAGUUCCAACAGAAUGGCGACGAAGUACGUGACGGCCAGUUUAACGAUCGUGAUGAACAAAGAGCCGGGGCUCACUGGGGUAACGGUCCUCGCGGUGGUCGCGGAGGGGAUUAUCGUGAUAGGCCAGUGGAUAAUCGCCCACCACAGAACGACCGUUGGCAGGAGCCGCCGACAAACGGAGCAGCAGAUUUUAGAGAGGGAUAUGGUGCCGGAAGUGGCUCCGGUGGUUACGGAGGCAACCGUGGCGGAAGAGAGGACCGCGGACCAGCUAUGGGAGGACGCUGGAACGAACGUGGCAGAGGAGAUGUCGAUUAUACACAGCUUACCGAUCGUGAUGAACGUUUGGAGAUGGAGCUCUUCAAAAACGGUAACACCGGUAUCAAUUUCAGCAAGUACGAAGAUAUUCCCGUGGAGGCGACGGGCGACGAUGUCCCAAUACACAUCAACUCCUUCUUGGAUAUCGAGCUGACAGAAAUUAUCGAUAACAACAUAAAAUUAGCGCACUACGAUGUACCGACGCCAGUUCAAAAGUACGCCAUCCCGAUCAUCAUGACUGGUCGCGAUCUGAUGGCUUGUGCUCAGACCGGUUCGGGCAAGACUGCCGCCUUUCUUGUACCAAUUCUCAACCAGAUGUACAAGCACGGAAUCAGCGCUCCGCCGCAAGGUCGUCCGUUCAAUCGUCGCAAACAGUAUCCACUCGGAUUGGUUUUGGCGCCUACUCGGGAGUUGGCCACUCAAAUUUUCGAAGAAUCCAAAAAAUUCUGUUACCGGUCACGCAUGCGCCCGGCCGUUCUGUACGGUGGUAAUAAUACACAAGAACAAAUGCGCGAACUCGAUCGCGGAUGUCAUCUGAUUGUUGCUACCCCUGGUCGUCUAGAAGAUAUGAUCAUGCGUGGCAAAGUAGGGCUCGACAAUAUUCGGUUCCUUGUACUCGACGAGGCUGAUCGUAUGCUGGACAUGGGAUUCGAGCCACAGAUUCGUCGUAUUGUUGAGGAAAGCAAGAUGCCUCCGACCGGGGAACGUCAAACAUUAAUGUUCUCAGCCACCUUUCCGAAAGCAAUUCAAGAACUUGCUAGUGAUUUCCUCCAUAACUAUAUAUUUUUAGCUGUCGGUCGUGUUGGAUCUACUUCCGUCAAUAUUACACAAUCGAUCUUUUGGGUAGAUGAAAACGAUAAGCGUUCCCAUCUGUUGGAUUUACUCUCAAAUAUCAAUGCACAGAAUGAGGGCGAUGAUAAGGAUUGUUUGACGUUGAUCUUCGUUGAAACCAAGAAAUCGGCGGAUGCGUUGGAAGAUUUUCUCUACAGUUACAACCAUCCGGUGACUAGCAUUCAUGGAGAUCGUACCCAAAAGGAACGCGAGGAAGCAUUGAAGUGCUUCCGUUCGGGUCGCUGUCCAGUUUUAGUUGCUACUGCUGUGGCCGCUCGUGGUUUGGACAUCCCUAACGUGAAACAUGUUAUCAACUUCGAUCUGCCGGCGGAAGUCGAAGAGUACGUCCACCGUAUUGGUCGUACCGGUCGUAUGGGCAACCUUGGUGUUGCUACUAGCUUCUUCAAUGAGAAGAAUCGCAAUGUGGCCAACGGUUUGGUCAGACUGCUGCAGGAGACACAGCAGGAAAUACCCUCAUUCCUGGAAGAUAUGACCACCGAUCGUUCGUGGGGUGGUCGUGGUCGUGGAGGUGGACGCACGCAACGUUAUGGAGGGGCAAGUUCUACCUUUGGCUCUAGAGAUUACCGUCAGCAGAAUAACAGUCGCAACAAUAAUCGUGACCAGCGCGGCGGUGGUGGCAGCGGCUCUGGAGGCGGCGGUGGCCGUAGCAGCUACGGUGGAGGAAAUUACAAUCGCGAUGAUGGAGGCUACUAUCGCAACGGCGGAAGCAGCGGUGGCGGCGGUGGUGGAAGUUAUGGUGGCAGUUACAACAAUAACAGUAGCUCUGGACAUGACUGGUGGAACGAGUAAGUGAUCGGGUUCCACGAUAAGGAACCCUGACACCUUUUUCCAGAAUAUUAAUGGAAACACAUACACAACAGCAACUUCGUAUUAAAAAUAGAACACAGAUGAGAUACCCACUUUAAAUCAACACACAUAACAAGCAAAAGAAAAAGGCUAUUUUUCGUUUUUGCAGGAAAUAGAUGGUUCAUUCAGAAUAGAAUUCGGUUGUAAAAUCUAGCUACAAUAUUUUUUUUAAAUAAUCCAACUCGUUUUACUGAUGCAAAACAAAGAUGAGGUGAAAUCACUAGCUCUUUGUUGGAAACAAAAAUAUGGUAGCAAAAUUUCUUAUUUAUCAAAUUAUUAUAAAUGCGUUUUAAAACAUCUCGCAGGCUCACUAGGAGAUCACAAUGAAUAAAUGAAAAUCAGUGAAUAAAAUGUUUCUCUAACAGACUUAAAUAGCCCCAAAAAAAAUAACAGCAACAACAAAAACUAAAUGCAAAUGAAGUGAGUAUAUCAAAUUAUGGAUACAUUUUCUAUCAGCAUGAUAAUGGGGUGCCUUCGUGGAAUUUCUGGCAAUCGCUUCUUUCUACAUCAGCCAGUUUACCGUGAUCAGAAAACUGAAACGAAACUCUCGUGUCGAUACUAAUAAACCCAAGAAGUGAUAGCGCAGAACAGAACGGAUUGUCCGAAAACAUCUGAAUACUGUAAGAAAUGGUCAAUCUGCGAAACAUUUUUUAAAGUGAAAAACGCAGACGGACGAACAGAAGGGCAAACAAUGAAUUUAAAAAAAAAACUCAUUUUACUUCUAAUAAAUUCAGUACAGAAAUCAACAACAACCAAUUGUGACAAAAUAUCUUUAAAGACCAACGGCAACAAAACUGAUAAAAUAUAGACAAUUCGAUGAAGAAGGUAAAAA